UUCUCAACUCUUCUCUAUUACACUCUCUACUACUUUUCAAUUUCAAGUGUUUAACAACCCAUCUACCCACUCAGAUUCACUUCUAUUCAUAUUAUAUAUAGUAAUUUGCAUUUUUUGAAAUUGUCAUUAUAAAACAGAACCAUGAAGAAUGUGUGUAAUGUGGUGCAGGCCAUGAAACCCACCCUGCUAAUGCUGGUUGUGCAAGUAGCAUUUGCCGGAGUUAAUAUCUUCUACAAGCUUGCCGUCAACGAUGGCAUGAACUUGAAAGUCAUUGUUGCCUACCGUUUUCUGUUUGCCACCGCUUUCAUUGCUCCACUUGCUCUCAUUCUUGAAAGGAAGAAGAGAACAAAGAUGAAUUGGACCAUACUGUUUCAGUCAUUUCUUUGCGGCUUAUUUGGGGGAUCUUUAGCUCAGAAUUUCUACUUGCGAGCUCUGUCCUUAACAUCUGCAACAUUUGCAUCUGCAAUGGCUAAUCUUGUACCAGGCAUAACCUUUAUCAUGGCCGUUUGCUUUGGUUUGGAAAGAUUGAAUUUGAGAACAACAUUCGGAAAGGCCAAAAUAAUGGGUACAUUAAUUGGAAUUGGUGGAGCAAUGGUUCUUACAUUCGUUAAAGGUAAAGAUAUUGAGAUAGGGACGUUUCACUUUAACCUUUUGCCUGAGAAUGGCGCACACCCACAGGUGCAGGCUACCGGCGGCGGUGCCAAGACCGUCAUGGGUGCUUUGUGCGCUCUGGCUAGUGGAGUCAGUUAUGCGUUCUGGCUCAUCAUUCAGGCGAAAAUGAGUGAAAGAUAUCCUCAUCCCUACUCUAGCACAGCGUUGAUGUCACUGUGGGGAGCAUUAGUGUCCAUUAUGUUUGCACUUUUCGUUGAGAGGGACUGGAAUCAGUGGAGGUUGGGUUGGAAUAUUAGGCUUUGGACUGCAGCAUAUGCGGGUAUUGUGGUUUCUGGGAUUAUGGUGGUUGUGAUUUCAUGGUGCAUCCGCAUGAGAGGCCCAUUAUUUGCCUCUGUUUUUAACCCUCUGAUGCUUGUAAUAGUCGCCUUGGCUGGUUCUACCAUGUUGAAGGAGAAGCUACACCUUGGAUGCAUUAUUGGAGCUGUGCUGAUUGUGUGUGGCUUAUACAUGGUUUUAUGGGGUAAAAGUAAAGAGAUGAAGAAAAAUAAUCAAUUGGUGCCAGCAGCAGAUAACAGCCAUGAGGAUGAGUCUGAUAGGGUGGAAGUAGUAGUUAGGGAUGAAGUAGAAGAUAAAAGCAACCAAAAGAAAAGACAUAAAAAUGAUGAAAAAGUAAUUGGGGAUUACCGCGAAGAUCGAAAGCUAGAGCAGAAUUUAGAUGUACCAAGUCAGAGUAACCAGGGAAGAGAUGAGGAAAAUUCUAAUACUGUUUUCUGUACUUAAUAAAUAUCUAAUGUAUGCUUAUGUUUUUUUAUUGUACUAAGGAAUAGAAAUAGAUUCAUCCAUGAAAAGUAUAUUUCU
Messenger RNA from Vigna angularis (adzuki bean), 1470 nucleotides. RefSeq names its product WAT1-related protein At1g68170. The record is from RefSeq and is a predicted model, not a curated record. Gene Ontology annotation, cellular component: plasma membrane. The coding region runs from base 142 to 1392 and encodes 416 amino acids. NCBI's taxonomy places the organism in Eukaryota, Viridiplantae, Streptophyta, Magnoliopsida, Fabales, Fabaceae. The transcript is spliced from 7 exons. Gene Ontology annotation, molecular function: transmembrane transporter activity.